GGGCCCACUUCUGAUCGGGAGCAAGAGCAGGACACACAUUUCACGUGGGAUCUGAAAGCAGUUCGUAAUUGACGAGCGUCGCCCAGAGCGUCCCGGAGCCAUGCAGCCUCUUUUCAACGAGGCCGCACGUCCUCGCCCACCCGUCCCUCUCUCCGUCAUGGGUGCCCGUCCACGCGGCCGCCUCGAGCGCGGCCUGGCCCCGACGCGACGGCGGGCGGGAGGCCGCGGCUGGACGCAGCGCACCGGGAGGCCUCCGGGGGAAGAGAACAUAUGAAAGACAUCGUGAUGCUCUAUGAAGAGGAGGCUGCGGAGUGGGCUCUGUACCUGAGGGAGAUCUUGCUACAUGUUGUGGAAAGGGAAGCCAUCCUGUUAUAUCUCUUGGAGAAUUUCUCUCUGCGGGAUUUGGAACUGCUGAGUUUAAACUCUUACAAAUGCAAGCUUUUGAUAUUAUCAAACAGCCUGCUUAAAAACCUAACUCCCAAGAAGUGUCAGUUUUUGGAAGAGGUACUUCGUUCACCAGAAAGUGUGGUUACUCUGCUGUGUGGGGUGAAGAGCGCAGACCAUCUCUAUCAAGUAUUAAAUAUCCCUGGAGGCAGAGGGGAGAUCUCGACUGAGCAGGAGCCUGAAGACUACAUCUCUGUGAUCGAGAGCGUCAUAUUCAGAGGUUGUAAGGACUACCUGGAGGUCGAUAUUCCAACAGACCUAAGAGUAGAACAUUCUGGGAAAAUAAGUGAGAGAAAGGAAAUUGAAGAAUUGUCAGAAGCUUCCAGAAACACCAUACCACUGGCAGUGGUGCUUCCUGCUGAAAUUCCAUGUGAGAAUCCUGGUGAAAUAUUUAUUAUUUUGAGAGAUGAAGUAAUUGGUGACACUGUGGAGAUUGAAUUUACAUCAAGUAUUAAAUGCGUUAGAACACGGCCAGCCCUUUGGACUAAGACAGUCUGGUAUAUGAAAGCUUUAGAUUUUCCUGCUGGCCCUGUCAAUGUCAAUGUCUACUGUGACGGAAUCAUGAAGGCCACAGCAGAGAUUAAGUACUACACAACAGCAAGGGCAAAGGAAUGCUCAUUGGGAGUGGCAGGUCCUGGAGAUGGUGUGUGCUGGAGUGACAUGGACGAACUUGAUGACAUUCUCACAUACAUAUUCAAAUAUGAGAUACCAUAUUAUGAGUUCCGAUCCCUCCAGACUGGAGUCUGCCCUCCCAAGGAAUAUACUCAUUUCAAAGAACUUCCAACUCUUCUCCACUGUGCAGCAAAAUUUGGCUUAAAGAACUUGGCUGUUCAUUUGCUUCAAUGUUCAGGAGCAACCUGGGCAUCUAAGAUGAAAAAUUUGGAGAGUUCAGAUCCAGCACAUAUCGCUGAAAGGCAUGGUCACAAAGAACUCAAGAAAAUCUUUGAAGAUUUCUCACAGAACCUCUACAGGGGCACAGCAGAGAGAAAUAAGAUCCAAGAAGUUAGCACAAAUAAUGAGCUGGAAAAUGACUAUGAAGAGGAUUUUACCUCAUUUUCUGCAUGUUCUCCCCCUGUACAGAACCCAGCAUUUCAUCACGAAAGCAGCCAGACAUACAGGGAGAGUGCAGAAGGAGCUGAGUCGCAUGAAACAUCAAAGGAGAAAGAAGAGAACAGAUCAGGCACGGAGGCCACGCACAGCCCAGCAGAGGAUGGCAGUGACAGUUCUGAGAGCCAGUAUGAUGACUUGUAUACGUUCAUUCCUGGAGACAACCCAGAAAUCGAUGCACGAGAGCCGCUCGUGAGCGACAGGCCACCUCUCCCCCCGCCGCGACCUGUAGCUGCUGCCUUCCAACUGGAAAAACCUCACUUCACAUCACAGGGGAAAAUGUUGGAAGGCCAAACGGAAAGAAGUCAACAUUGGUGUGAUCCUGGUGCAAGACAAGAAACAGGAGGUGAACCUAAAAGGGAAGAAGAAAAGAAAGAAGAGGAAAAGGAGCCGGGGGAGGAGGAAGAUCCAUACACUUUUACUGAGAUUGAUGACAGUGACUACGACAUGAUACUGGCCCAUAUGAGUACAAAGAAAAAAACUGGAAGUCGAUCUUUCAUUAUAAACAGACCUCCUGCCCCCACACCUCGACCCACGAAUCUCCCUCCGAAAGAGGAAGCCACACCUUACAUAGCCCAAGUGUUUCAACAAAAGGCAGCCAGAAGACAAUCUGAUGGUGACAAGUCCCAUGGUCCUAAGAGACAAGACAGAGCCCGGGUGGAGAGUCAAGCCUUGUCCACAGCAAGAGGCUGCCUGCCUGCCGGGCAGGAAGAGCUCAUCCUCCUGCAGGAGCAGGUCAAGAACGGGACACUGUCUGUGGACGAAGCCCUGGAGAAAUUUAAACAGUGGCAGGUGGGAAAGACUGGCCUGGAGAUGAUUCAGCAGGAAAAACUACGCCAACUACGAGAUUGCAUUAUUGGGAACAGGCCAGAGGAAGAAAAUGUCUUUGAUAAGCUCACCAUUGUGCACCAUCCAAAUGGUAAUGAAAGUGUCCACAAUGAAAAUAUGUCACAUAGCAUGCCCUUCGGCAAUAAGCUUCCUGCUCGACUCCAAGUUGAAAAGGAAUUUGGCUUCUGUUGCAGGAAGAAUCACUGAGGAAGGUUAUUAUAUGAAUGAAAUGCAAGAAUCUGCAGACACUGUGCUCCCUGGGUGAAGCAAGCUUGCAUUUGGACUGCCUGCUGUCUUCAGGGCAAAUCUGUACUCUGCAGGCAAAAGCAGUCCUCUGGCUUUCCGCAUUUGUUGUGGCCACAAUUUAUUGGCAUUGUACCUGCCUUGGAUGGGUAUAUAGAGAUUAAAAUUGAAUGUCAUAGAGCAAUUGCAUUCUUUGAAAAUUCUUGCAUUUUACAGUGCACUUUGCCACUGAGGCAGCUAUGUCCCAUUUUGAAAAUUAAAGGAAAACGAGAGCAGAGGAGUAAAUGCUCUGGAGCAAAGUUAUUUGGCCUGUUUGAGGCACUAACCUUGAGAGUGUACUCCUCCCAUCCUUAGAAUAAACCAUGAUAAUACAAAUUUGUUUAGGACAUAUUUGCCUUUUAAACGGUUGGUCCAUUUUCUGAAUUUCUCGCAUUCAAAGCUCUAAUUAUUAUUGUCACAUCAUGUGUGCAGAAACCUCCCCUUAUUUAGUGCUUAUUUGCAUAUAACCCUGAGAACAUUCUAUCUUUCAUUACUCAUUUUAAUAUACAUUUCUAUAACCCCUAUUCCUUAUUAAAAGGCUUCCAAUUUCCUCAACUUGUUUUUUGGAAACAAUUUACUAGCCCAGAAUAGAAUGCAGUUUUACCAUUCUGUGAUUUCCAUGCACAAUUUCUGCAAAUAAAAUGAAUGUUUAAAGCUA
Equus caballus (horse) is the source of this 3319-nucleotide messenger RNA. Lineage: Eukaryota; Metazoa; Chordata; Mammalia; Perissodactyla; Equidae. The record is from RefSeq and is a predicted model, not a curated record.